CUGACGGCGCGUCUUCUUUAAGACACUCACACUUCACACGCAGGAGAGUUAAACACCAUUCCAUCUGACCGUAUGGGACACACCUGCCGAGCCCUGAGGAUCAUGGGAAGGUGGAAGAAUCUUUAGAUUGAGGAGAGAAGUUCAGACUCAGACGAGCAUGAGGAGGUUUUUCAGAGCUCACCGGGACGAGGACUACAGUCAGAUCCAGUAUCUGACGGCCAAGUGCACCCGGCUGGCUCAUGAUAAAGCUGUGCUCGACAGGGAGUUCCUGGUGUCCAGAGACCGGGAGAGGAAGCUGCAGCAUGAUCUGGAGGCCGUGACCGCCCGACUCCAUCACCAGGAGCAGCUGAACAUGGAGCUCAGGAUGAAGCAGGACGAGCUCAUCAGCAGGAUCCACCAGCAACAGGAGCUGGUGGAGCUGCUGCAGCAGCGUGUGGUCCUCCUGGUGGAGGAGAGUGCCCGGGACGGGGAGCUGCUGCGGCAGGUCAGCACAGAGCUGCUAUGUCUGCAGAGCUCCGAGGAGAAGCUGGAGGGCCUCGUGCAGGAGCUGCAUGCUGAGGCCCAUCACAGAGCUGUGGUGGCAGAGAGGCUUCAGGCAGAGCUGCACGAUGAAGUCCAGUGCAGAGCGGAGCUGACAAAGAGGCUGCAUGCAGAGCUCCACAGUAAGACGGCUGAGCUGCAGAAGCUGAGAGACAAAAACAAAAUGUUGACAGAGGAGCUGAAGGAGAUACGCAGUGCUCAUCAGAAGGAGGUGAGGGAGCUGCAGCAGGAGAACGAGGGGAGCCUGGGGAAACUUCAGGAGACAGCGGAGCAGUUUGAGUGGCUGUGUCAACAGCAACGCUCCUGGAUGUGUUGCGUCAAGAGAUUCAAACACUGCCUGGUGGAGGAAAGAGAAGCUCUGCUGCGACAGGUCAGCACGCUGGAGAAGGAGGCUGAGAAACUGAAGAAGAGGCUGAACAAUGACAGUCCUUCACAGGGCGUCCUCUGUCCUCUGCAGGAGACCAACUGCUGUGACAGAAUAACAUCGUGGGAUGCAGAUGCCGAGGUUGACCUCAAGUCUCAGGUGGAGAAGUCGAACACGCUGUAUGAGGCGCUCUUUAACGAGGCAGGGAGCCCUAUCAUCAGAUACCAAAAACCUCCUUGAGGACAGAAACCUGGAGCCAGGACUCAUCUACUUUUUCUCUUCCCACCUUCUGCAAACCAGAAGAUAACUAGAUGUUUGUGUGUGUGGUUAGCUUCCAAUCUUUGUCUAAAAAAAACCCCACAAAAACUUGGAAAAACAUACCUGUGAAAGCCACACAUUCAAUGUUUUUUUUUCACUGUUGUUUGUAUGAAAAGAAUCUGCUUUCAUGAUAUUCGACUGAAUUAAACUCUAUACAGUU
Messenger RNA from Acanthopagrus latus (yellowfin seabream), 1382 nucleotides. Its product is annotated as shootin-1. Gene Ontology annotation, cellular component: membrane. NCBI's taxonomy places the organism in Eukaryota, Metazoa, Chordata, Actinopteri, Spariformes, Sparidae. The coding region runs from base 158 to 1144 and encodes 328 amino acids. The transcript is spliced from 8 exons. Gene Ontology annotation, molecular function: hyaluronic acid binding. The record is from RefSeq and is a predicted model, not a curated record.